Pteronotus mesoamericanus is the source of this 1216-nucleotide messenger RNA. RefSeq names its product ubiquitin B (gene UBB). NCBI's taxonomy places the organism in Eukaryota, Metazoa, Chordata, Mammalia, Chiroptera, Mormoopidae. The record is from RefSeq and is a predicted model, not a curated record. Gene Ontology annotation, biological process: modification-dependent protein catabolic process; protein ubiquitination. The transcript is spliced from 3 exons. Gene Ontology annotation, cellular component: cytoplasm; nucleus. Gene Ontology annotation, molecular function: ubiquitin protein ligase binding; protein tag activity; RNA binding. Bases 142 to 1059 code for a protein of 305 amino acids.
AGCCGAGCGAACUACUUUCAGCGGCGUAUGGACAUGACGACUACGUAGAAGUGAUGAGUCACGCAACAGACGUUGCAUAAAUUUCUGCUCCGCGGAGCAGGAGUAUUCAGAAGCGGCUGAUACUCGCAAGUGGUGAUCAAAAUGCAGAUCUUUGUGAAGACCCUGACAGGCAAGACCAUCACCCUGGAGGUGGAGCCCAGCGACACCAUUGAGAAUGUGAAAGCCAAGAUCCAGGAUAAAGAGGGCAUCCCCCCCGACCAGCAGAGGCUCAUCUUUGCAGGCAAGCAGCUGGAAGAUGGCCGCACUCUUUCUGACUACAACAUCCAGAAAGAGUCCACCCUGCACCUGGUCCUGCGCCUGAGAGGUGGUAUGCAGAUCUUCGUGAAGACCCUGACCGGCAAGACCAUCACCCUGGAGGUGGAGCCCAGCGACACCAUUGAGAAUGUGAAAGCCAAGAUCCAGGAUAAAGAGGGCAUCCCCCCCGACCAGCAGAGGCUCAUCUUUGCAGGCAAGCAGCUGGAAGAUGGCCGCACUCUUUCUGACUACAACAUCCAGAAAGAGUCCACCCUGCACCUGGUCCUGCGCCUGAGAGGUGGUAUGCAGAUCUUCGUGAAGACCCUGACCGGCAAGACCAUCACCCUGGAGGUGGAGCCCAGCGACACCAUUGAGAAUGUGAAAGCCAAGAUCCAGGAUAAAGAGGGCAUCCCCCCCGACCAGCAGAGGCUCAUCUUUGCAGGCAAGCAGCUGGAAGAUGGCCGCACUCUUUCUGACUACAACAUCCAGAAAGAGUCCACCCUGCACCUGGUCCUGCGCCUGAGAGGUGGUAUGCAGAUCUUCGUGAAGACCCUGACCGGCAAGACCAUCACCCUGGAGGUGGAGCCGAGCGACACCAUUGAGAAUGUGAAGGCCAAGAUCCAGGAUAAAGAAGGCAUCCCCCCCGACCAGCAGAGGCUCAUCUUUGCAGGCAAGCAGCUGGAAGAUGGCCGCACUCUUUCUGACUACAACAUCCAGAAAGAGUCCACCUUGCACCUGGUCCUGCGCCUGAGAGGUGGCUGUUAAUUCUUCAGUUUUGCAUUCAUAGUGCCCAGUGAUGGCCACUACUCUGCAAUCUAGCCAUUUUUCCCCGUUUAAGUUUAGAAAUUACCAGUUUCAGUAAUUGCUGAAUCUGUUCAAAGUGUUAAUAAAGGUUUCAUUGCAUGGAAAAAAAAAAAAAAAA